Messenger RNA from Melanaphis sacchari, 2219 nucleotides. Its product is annotated as sex peptide receptor-like. Gene Ontology annotation, biological process: G protein-coupled receptor signaling pathway. The transcript has 4 exons. Gene Ontology annotation, cellular component: membrane. The coding region runs from base 465 to 1733 and encodes 422 amino acids. Gene Ontology annotation, molecular function: G protein-coupled peptide receptor activity. The record is from RefSeq and is a predicted model, not a curated record. NCBI's taxonomy places the organism in Eukaryota, Metazoa, Arthropoda, Insecta, Hemiptera, Aphididae.
GUCGUCGUCGUACCGACCACCGGGGCUGUCGUUCGGCGAUCGGCAGUCGUGUGAUUCUCCGACGCGUCACACUACUCCGGCCGACUCGCGCCCGUCGAGUAGUCCGUAACACGUGAUAAUAAUAUGAUGCGAUACGAUACGAUACGAUAUUAAAAUAUAUCGUACACGCGCGAUAUUCGCCGCACGGUAGUACAGUUUACGGGGACGGUCGUCCGCACUUCGGUCUAGACGGCUUAAACACGACAAUACCCUACGAUAACCGUUACGAUUCAUCGGUGUAGAGUUAUUAUUGUUUCGUCACAAACUUUACUGCGGUUAUUCACGCGCCGCCUUCCGGAAAGCCCAUUAUGCCACGGACGUUCUUCCUGCCCCCGUAACGAAAUCAGUAAACGCUCUCUGGUCAUUAAUUUUCAGUGGAUAAUAUAUUAUUUGUGAACAAGCAUUUGUGAAACUCACGCUCACGGAUGGAACGCGGUAACGAAACUUCCGGAGCCGGUGGCGGUGCAGCGCACAUAUCGCCUUACUGCGGUGACCUGCUUGUCGACUUGCACGAUGUAUAUGUCCACUACCACGGUUAUGCUAGCCUGCUGGUUUGCGCAUUCGGUUCGGUUGCGAAUGUGCUUAACAUCGCCGUGCUGACGCGCAAAGAAAUGGUCUCGCCCACCAACGCCAUUCUUACCGGGCUGGCCGUGGCCGAUCUGCUAGUCAUGGUCGAGUACGUGCCAUUUGCUUACCACAUGUACCUCAGACCGACCAACUAUCCACGCGCCGACCGCUUCUCCUACAAUUGGUCCCUGUUCGUUUUACUUCAUUCGGAUUUUUCGCAAGCUUUUCAUACCAUAUCUAUAUGGCUGACGGUCACCCUAGCCGUAUGGAGGUAUGUGGCUGUGGUACAUCCACAGCUCAACCGGAUAUGGUGCCGGAUGGAGACCACUCUGUCAGCGAUCGCAUUGGGUUACGUAGUGUGCCCUAUCAUCUGCAUACCCAGCUACUUGUCGUUUAAUUUGUUCUCCCGGGUAGAAACAUUGGACGCAAACGGCAACCGUCCGGCGGCGGCGCUACAGUCAGCGCUACGGCGGGCCCAUAACAGCACCGACGUCCACAAUGGCCAUAGCAACGGUGGAGGAGGCAGUGGAAGUGGGGGAGGUAGUGGUGGAGGUGGCGGUGGAAAUGGUAGCCAUGGAGGUGGUGGACCGUUGCGCAACGUCACGCUGUAUUACGUCAACGUUAGCGACUUAGCUACGUCCACGUAUCUGGCUGACAUCAAUUUUUGGGUGUACAGCGUCGUCAUUAAAAUCAUACCAUGCGUGGCACUCACGGUACUCAGCUUGCGGUUGAUAUGUGCGCUGCUCGAGGCCAAACACCGCCGUGCAAAGCUGACGGGCAGUGGCCGCAAGUCAGCCGAAAAAGAGCGGCAAACGGACAGGACAACCCGGAUGCUGUUAGCCGUUCUCAUGUUGUUCCUGAUCACCGAGUUUCCACAGGGCAUACUCGGCCUGCUCACACUGCUGCUCGGCAAGCGCUUCUUCCAGGACUGCUACCAGAACAUGGGUGAAGUAAUGGACAUGCUGGCGCUGGUUAAUUCAGCCAUCAACUUCAUACUGUACUGCGUGAUGAGUCGCCAGUUCCGCAACACGUUUAGCCUACUUUUUUUGCCGUCCUGGUUCUCCAAGGUUGAGUCACAAGCUCUGUCGCACGGUAACCCGACCACCACGCAAGUCACCCAAGUCUAGGGCGACGGCUCUUUUAUGGUCGUCCCACCCCCUUAAUUAACCUGUCGUCGUCGUCAACGUCGUCAUCGUCGUCGUAGCAUUCAUAUGCACCACCCAUCACCCACAAUCUAACGCCACCGAUUAUCAUCGCCAACGACGACGAUGACGGUGACGACUAUGAUCAUAUUAUAAUGUAUACAGAUCAGGUGAUUCAUCGAGCAUGUUCAUUCCCCGCUCCUCUCACACUUUAACUUAAAUAUGCAUUUAUUUAAUUAUUGAUUUUUGGAAUCUGAGGUGUAAUAAAGUAUCAUAUUUUCAAUUCCCUUGAUUUUUAUACCAUUUGUUCAAAGAUGUUCAGUGAUAAUACAAAAUACCACCCAUGCUGGUGCUUAUUUAACAAAUGAAUUUUUAAUUUUUUUCUGGACUUAUUUGUGUAUUUAAAUAUUAAAAUUCUAUCAAGUAUUUUCCAAGCUAUUAACCAUUAUUUAACAAGGAUUUAAAUAAAUA